Schizosaccharomyces octosporus yFS286 is the source of this 907-nucleotide messenger RNA. RefSeq names its product centromere localized protein Cnl2. The transcript is spliced from 2 exons. The record is from RefSeq and is a predicted model, not a curated record. The coding region runs from base 335 to 907 and encodes 190 amino acids. Gene Ontology annotation, cellular component: kinetochore; Mis6-Sim4 complex. Lineage: Eukaryota; Fungi; Ascomycota; Schizosaccharomycetes; Schizosaccharomycetales; Schizosaccharomycetaceae. Gene Ontology annotation, biological process: chromosome segregation.
UAAUAUUAAUUAGAUAAAUUAAGGUAAGGAAUUAAAAAACUACAGUGUAACUAAACCACGCUUUCGAUUGAACAAACAUCAGGAUAAAAGUCUGACUGAACAAAGGGAGAAAGCAAUCCAUUCUUCGUCUUAAAUUAUGGUUAUUCCUUUCAUGAAUUAGAGACAAAGUAGCAAAAUAUAUCCAUACAAAAGAUAAAAUCGACUACUGGCUCUAUUCCCUGAAUUUCGUAUUGCAAUAUCAAGUUUUUAGCCGAAAGAUAUUCGAAAACUCUGUAUUCUUUUCUAUUUUUUAGUAUAUCUAACAAAAACGAUAGGGACUUAUUUUCCUGAAGCCAUGGAACAGAAAAUUCUAAGUGAUUAUUUGCUUUCUCAAGGAACCUUCCCGUCAAUUAUCCAUCUUCAAGAAUGGAAAGAGCUUUUUCCGCGCCGAUUUCGCGAUGAACCCUUGCUUAUUGAGCUAUAUGAUCAAUGUACCAAACAGCAGCAAAAGCGACUACAAAAAAUAAGAGUCAACAUUGAAAUUGAGAGCCAAGUACUUGGUAAAAAUGAGAGAGAUCAAAUGCUGCUUGCAAAUAUUAGAAGAUUUUUUGAAACAGCUGCUUCUCAAGCUUCUGAGCAAGAUGAUUUUUAUACAAUGUAUGCCGCUAAACCACUUGAUAUUACGGCCAUCAACCAACGUUUAGAGGGUGCAUUGAAUAGUGUCAAAGCAGAAAUUAGUGUAGAACGCGAAAAAUUGCACACGUCUUCCUCUCUAUUAGACGCAGAAAUCGAUUCACUUAAUGAUUUAAAAUGGUCGAAAGAUCCUAAUUUAGAAGAACCUAUGACUCUCCUUGAUGAUCUGAUUGAACAAUUAGGAAACCACUGUAAUGGAACAUCUUCUGCCAACAAUAUUGAUGAAUUAGACUGA